Messenger RNA from Marchantia polymorpha subsp. ruderalis, 1479 nucleotides. Lineage: Eukaryota; Viridiplantae; Streptophyta; Marchantiopsida; Marchantiales; Marchantiaceae. The record is from the annotation of a GenBank genome assembly.
UCCAAUUUGUAAUAGGUCAUCAUCACCGGCUCAAUUUUCCGAGCCAAACUGGAUCUCCUUGCAUCGAUUGCCAUCAGCAGCCUAGUUUCAGGAGGCAAAGAUGGCAUCAGCAAGCGCCACCGGCUACAAUGCUCUUCUGGUGAGCAUUGUACUUUUGGCGACAGUGUGUGAAUGCACUGCGGAGACUCCUUAUGCGGCUGGUCUGUCUGAGGACUUUUACCAGAAAACUUGCCCUCAAGCAGCUUCCAUCGUCGAUGCGUAUGUCACCAAGUUCCUCAGAAAGGACAGAAACUUUGCUGGUGCCUUUAACAGGUUGCAGUUCCAUGAUUGCUGGGUCGGGGGCUGCGAUGGCUCUGUUCUCUUGAAUUCGACCGAAACAAACCAAGCGGAGAGGGAAGCUCAUGUCAACUUCGGGCUCAGAGGCGUAGCAGAGGUCGAUCAAAUCAAGGCAGCCCUGGAACAUUCCUGCCCAGGAGUUGUAUCUUGCGCCGACAUUCUGAUCAUGGCUGCUCGUGAUGCCACAGCCAAGGUUGGAGGCCCCAGUUGGCCAGUCGCUAUGGGUCGCAGAGACGGCGUGAACUCCUCAUCCUUGAUGGCUGAUAGCAAUCUACCAUUUCCUGUGCUGAACUUCAGCGGGCUGGUUGCUAACUUUGCUGGCAAGGGGUUCAAUGCAAGAGAGAUGAUUACACUCUCGGGUGCACACACUAUUGGUCGGACCCACUGCAAUGGAAUCCUCCCACAUCUUUACAACUUCACCGGAAAGGAUGACGCCACAGACACCGACCCAGCCAUGAAUAAGAACUUCGCUGUCUUUCUCAAGAACCAUUGUCCUCAGGGUAACAGGACAAACACCAUUUUCAUCGACUCCACAGCUAACACCUUCGACCGUGCUUACUACAAAAAUGUGCUGCAGGGCAAGGGUAUUUUCAUCACAGAUGCCGCUCUCAUUACCAAUCCUGCAGGCAAGAAAGUCGUCACCACGUUCUCGAAACCUGGCUCUGCCUUCUUCACAGAAUUCGCCGCUGGCAUGGUGAAGAUGGGAAAUCUGGGAGUGCUCACUGACACGGAGGGGCAAAUUCGCAGGACAUGUCAAUUCGUAAAUUAAAAGGCCAUUCUAGAGUUUCAAGACACUUAAGAUUAGUCAGAAUAGCAGAAGUUAGGAGAACAUGAAUACUCUCAGCACCAUGGUCACAUUCAUAGAGUAGCUACAUUCAUUCACCCUUUUAUUGGUUGGAGCUCAGAAUAAGCUCCAGUUGUAGAUGCACGACGAUUUCGCCCUGCGGUGGUUUUUGAGCUUGCUCUUUAUGGACUUGAGCCACCAAACGUGGGACCGGGAUGCACGACAUUGUCUACAUCUGGAACGAAGAGCUUGGCUCAAAGGAGAUUCCAGAGCUAGGCUACGGAUAUUCAAAUCUAAGUUUCUCCCGAGACUGAAAAUUUUGACAAGAAUAAACAAACUAAGCGGUCCCUGAAUGACUC